CUCUCUUAGUCUCGUUCAUUUCUCUCUCACGAGAGCCUCGCCGUAAACUUCUUUUUUUUCUUUGGGGCUUAAAACGCCGUCGUGUGAAGCUUACUACGUUCUUCUCCUCCGUCGUUAGAUUCUCUGGGGUUUCGCUUGCUUCUUGUUCGUGUCUCAGCUUCGAUUUGGGAUUUCCUUGAUUCGAUUCGAGAUGGGAGAUUCUCGAAACGGUAAUGCACGAGCUCCUGCUGGAGGGCCUCCGAGAGCUGGGAAUACCUACGAGAUUGAUAUCAAAAACUUCAUCUCUCGUACAAAAGCCUUGUAUGCACACUGGAAUGAGCAUAAUGCAGACCUAUGGGGAUCCGCUGAUGCUCUUGCUGUAGCUACCCCUCCUGGUUCUGAAGAUCUGCGCUACUUGAAGUCGUCCGCUUUGACUACUUGGCUUUUUGGGUAUGAGUUCCCUGACACAAUAAUGGUUUUCACCUCGAAGAAGAUCCAUUUCUUGACUAGCAAGACCAAGGCAUCUGUACUUGAAGUUGUGAAAAAACCUGCGCUUGAUGAGUUGAGGAUUGAUGUUGCUAUUUAUGUGAAGGCUAAAGGUGAGGAUGGAACAGGGCAUAUGGAUGCCAUAUUACGUGUUAUCAGUGAUUUACCGGUGGGUAAUGGAAAGGGGCCCCAAGUGGUAGGAAACAUUACUCGUGAAGCUCCUGAAGGUAAGCUUCUGGAGACAUGGACUGAGAGGCUAAAGAAUGCAAAAUUUCAGUUUGUUGAUAUCACUGCGGGGUUGUCUGAUCUCUUUGCUGUUAAAGACGGAACUGAAAUUAUUAAUGUGAAGAAAGCUGCAUAUCUAGCCUACAGCGUGAUGAAAAAUGUUGUUGUUCCAAAACUUGAGAAUGUCAUUGAUGAGGAGAAAGAUGUCACCCACUCUUCAUUGAUGGAUCUCACCGAGAAAGCAAUAGUUGAGCCAACGAGAGCUAAUGUGAAGCUGAGGGCAGAGAAUGUUGACAUAUGCUACCCUCCGAUAUUUCAAAGUGGAGGCAAGUUUGAUCUCAAGCCUAGUGCUGCAAGCGAUGAUGAAUUGCUCACUUAUGAUCCAGCCAGCAUCAUUAUAUGUGCUGUUGGUGCUCGGUACAAUAGUUAUUGCUCUAACGUUGCCAGGACGUACCUAAUAGAUGCAACUCCUCUCCAGAGCAAGGCUUAUGAGGUUCUUCUCAAGGCACAUGAUGCUGCUAUUAAUGCUCUGAGACCAGGGAAAAAAAUAAACGCUGUUUAUCAAGCUGCCUUUUCUGUGGUUGAAAAAGAAGCCCCUGAGUUGGUUGACAAGCUAACUAAAUCUGCUGGGACUGGUAUUGGUAUCGAGUUCAGGGAGUCGGGAUUGAAUAUUAAUGCAAAGAAUGACAAAGUGUUGAGAUCAGAGAUGGCGUUUAAUGUGUCUCUAGGUUUCCAAAACUUGGAAUGUGAGAUGGAGAGCCGCAGCAAGAAUAAGAAGUUCUCACUUUUGCUGGCCGACACUGUUAUUGUUAAAGAGCAGGGUCCUGAUAUUUUGACUAAGUGCUCUAAAUCUGUUAAGGAUGUGGCUUACUCGUUCAAAGAGGACGAAGAAGAAGAAGAGAAACCCAGGAAGAAGUCAAGGUCCAGCGGUCCUGAGAACUAUAUCACCAAGACAGCUCUUAGAUCAGAUGAUCAUGUGGUGUCUAAAGAAGAGCUGCGUAAGCAGCAUCAGGCAGAGCUUGCCCGCCAGAAGAAUGAAGAAACUGCCAGAAGGCUUGCCGGUGAUAGUUCCGGUGUUGGAGAUCGCCGGUCCACUGCAAAGACUUCAACAGAUUUGGUUGCCUACAAGAACGUUAACGAUGUGCCUCAACCUCGGGAUUUGAUGAUCCAGGUUGAUCAGAAGAACGAGGCGUUAUUGUUACCAAUCUAUGGUAGCUUGGUUCCGUUCCAUGUGGCAACGAUAAGAACAGUCUCAAACCAGCACGAUAGCAACCGGAAUAACUACAUCCGUAUCAUCUUCAAUGUCCCUGGUACACCUUUUACCCCUCAGGACUCGAACACUUUGAAAAACCAGGGUGCGAUUUACCUGAAAGAGGUUUCAUUCCGGUCCAAGGAUUCAAAGCAUAGUAGUGAAGUGGUUCAGGCUAUUAAGACCCUGAGAAGGCAAGUUAAUGCUCGGGAGUCUGAGAGAAUUGAAAGGGCGACACUGGUGACCCAAGAGAAACUUCAGCUUGCAGGAAACAAGUUCAAACCCCUGAGGUUGUCUGAUUUGUGGAUCCGUCCGCAGUUUAGUGGUCGGAAGAGGAUUCCUGGGACACUCGAAGCUCAUGCCAAUGGUUUCAGAUACUCAACAACUAGGCAAAAUGAGCGGGUAGAUGUCCUCUUUGCAAACAUAAAGCAUGCGUUUUUCCAGCCUGCUGAGAAGGAGAUGAUCACAGUCCUGCAUUUCCACUUGCACAACCACAUCAUGGUAGCAAACAAGAAAACAAAAGACGUCCAAUUUUAUGUGGAGGUGAUGGAUGUUGUGCAGUCUUUAGGCGGUGGAAGGAGAUCAGCCUAUGACCCAGACGAGAUUGAUGAAGAACAGCGGGAGCGAGCUAGAAAAAAUAAGAUCAACAUGGAUUUCAAUAAUUUUGCAAGCCGGGUCAAUGAUUUGUGGCAACAACCCCAGUUUGCAAGUUUGGACCUUGAGUUCGAUCAACCUCUGAGAGAGCUUGGUUUCUAUGGUGUCCCGUAUAAGACAAGUGCUUUCAUCAUCCCUACCUCAAGCUGCCUGGUUGAGAUCACUGAAAUGCCCUUCUUUGUGGUCAGUCUAAGUGAGAUUGAGAUUGUGAAUCUGGAGAGAGUUGGGUUUGGGCAGAAGAACUUUGACAUGGCCAUCAUCUUCAAGGACUUCAAGAAAGAUGUUCUGAGGGUUGACUCGAUUCCCACCAGUUCUCUAGAAGGAAUAAAGGAGUGGCUUGAUACCACAGACAUAAAGUACUACGAGAGCAAGCUGAAUCUGAACUGGAGACAGAUCCUUAAGACUAUCACGGAUGAUCCACAGAGCUUUGUAGAGGAAGGAGGAUGGGAGUUUCUUAACUUGGAUGGAAGCGACUCAGAAUCUGGUGGCUCUGAGGAGUCAGACAAAGGGUAUGAGCCCUCAGAUGUAGAGGUUGAGUCUGAGUCAGAGGACGAGGAUUCAGACAGCGCGUCACUGGUUGAGUCAGAAGACGAAGAUGAAGAUGAUUCAGAGGAAGAGUCGGAGGAAGAGAAAGGUAAGACUUGGGACGAGCUGGAGAGAGAAGCUACUAAUGCAGACAGAGAGCAUGGAGCUGAGUCAGACAGUGAGGAAGAGCGGAAGAGAAGGAAGAUGAGAGCGUUUGGGAAAUCGCGGCCUGGAACCAGCGGUGGAGGAAGUGGUAGAAGCAGUGGUGGAGGCGGUAGCAGCAGCAUGAGGAACAUGCCACCUGCGAAACGCAAGCACAGGUGAAAACCGAUUACAAAAAUAUCAAGUUCUGGUUAUCUUAUUGUUCCCUUAUUAGGUGAAACGAAGUCGAACAUUUUGCAUGGUUAAUUUUAGUGUUCUUUUUAUUUGGUUGGCAAACAUAUUCUAGUGUUUUCUUUCAUGGUUUAAUGAAUCAGAGGCUUGUAUUAUAUAUCAAACACUGCCUAAGAUAAUUAUCAAUUCUGUUCCUAGAAAACUAAAGGACCAGUAUG
Messenger RNA from Eruca vesicaria subsp. sativa (arugula), 3669 nucleotides. Lineage: Eukaryota; Viridiplantae; Streptophyta; Magnoliopsida; Brassicales; Brassicaceae. The record is from the annotation of a GenBank genome assembly.